AUGGAAGAUGAAUACUAUCUUAGGGUGCUUCUUAACAUUGUCAGAGGUCCAAUGACUUUUGAUGAUAUCAAAACAUAUAAUGGUGUUGUUUACAAAUCUUAUAAAGAAGCAUGUUUUGCGCGUGGAAUUCUAGACGAUGAUCAGGUUUUUAUUGACGGUCUGAUAGAAGCUGCUCAGUAUAGUUUUGGGGAUUACUUGAGGAAUUUUUUUGCUAUGCUGCUUUUAUCGGAUUCUCUUGCUAGACCUGAACAUGUAUGGUUACAAACAUGGCACCUUUUGUCCGAGGAUAUAGAGACAAAAAAGACACAACAGUUCAACAAUCCAGAACUGACUCUAACAGAAGCUCAGAUUAGAAACUACACUCUUCAAGAAAUAGAAAUGAUUUUGUUGUUUAAUGGUGGGACUCUAAAAGACAUUGCACAUUUUCCUCAACCAUCACGCGAAUAUAUUGAUAAUUCCAACCGGUUAAUUGUUGAUGAGUUGAGAUAUAACCGUGAAUUUUUGGAAGAAAAGCAUGCUAAAUGGAUAAAGAUGCUAACGACUGAGCAGAGAAGGAAAACAUUUGUUUGGAAAAUACUAGCAGCUGCUAUUAGAUCAAGAGGACAGAUUGUCCUUAAUGUUGCCUCCAGUGGCAUCGCAUCUUUGUUGUUAGAAGGUGGUAGGACUGCUCAUUCAAGGUUUGCAAUCCCUUUGAAUCCGGAUGAAUUUUCAGUUUGCAAGAUCAAGCCUAAAUCAGAUCUAGCUAAUUUGAUAAAAGAAGCAUCGCUUAUUAUCUUGGAUGAAGCGCCAAUGAUGAGUAAGUUCUGUUUUGAAUCUUUAGACAAAAGCUUUUCUGAUAUUAUCAAGAACAAAGAGAACAAGGUAUUUGGUGGAAAGGUGGUUGUUUUUGGAGGUGAUUUCAGACAAGUUCUACCAGUGAUAAAUGGAGGAGGGAGGGCAGAAAUUGUUUUGUCAUCACUUAAUGCUUCCUACCUUUGGGAUCACUGCAAAGUCCUAAACUUGACUAAAAACAUGCGACUACUAUCAGACAACUUAAGUGUGGAUGAGGUUAAAGAUAUCCAAGAAUUUUCAGAUUGGUUAUUGGCUGUUGGUGAUGGUAGGAUUAAUGAGCCUAAUGACGGUGAGGCAGUAAUUGAUAUUCCAGAAGAAUUGUUGAUUACAAAAGCAGAAAAUCCAGUAGCAGCAAUUUGUAAGGAAAUUUAUGGGGAUCCAACAGAAAUGCACAAAAAAAAUAAUGCUACAUUUUUUCAGAAGAGAGCUAUUUUAGCACCGACCAAUGAUGAUGUCAACACAAUUAACCAGUAUAUGUUAGAGCAUUUGCAAGGGGAAGAAAGGAUCUACCUAAGUGCUGAUAGUAUAGAUCCUACAGAUUCAGAUUCACUGAACAAUCCGGUAAUCACUUCAGAUUGUUUAAACAGUAUAAAGAUGUCAGGUUUGCCACACCAUGUUUUGCGUUUAAAAAUUGGUGCGCCGGUUAUGUUGCUUAGGAAUAUUGAUCCCAAAGAUACCAAACUUCCAUUCAAGAUGCGUAGAAGACAGUUUCCACUAUCUGUUGCAUUUGCUAUGACCAUCAAUAAGAGUCAGGGGCAGUCUCUACAGAAAGUAGGACUUUACUUGCCUAAACCUGUGUUCUCUCAUGGCCAACUUUAUGUGGCAUUGUCUAGGGUUAAAUCCAAAAAAGGGUUGAGAAUACUAAUACUAAACAAAGAGGGAAAGAUUCAGAAGCAAACAACUAAUGUUGUUUUUAAGGAGGUGCCUCAUUCUCCAUAA
Messenger RNA from Camelina sativa (false flax), 1770 nucleotides. The record is from RefSeq and is a predicted model, not a curated record. NCBI's taxonomy places the organism in Eukaryota, Viridiplantae, Streptophyta, Magnoliopsida, Brassicales, Brassicaceae.